ACUCGCGCGUGUAACUUUGACGGUGACGGACUGAGUCAUCACGUGCUUACUAUUCUCGUAGGUAAAUAACAAGAAGUUCAGAUUACAGCAUGGCUCCAGCACCGAAGUCAACGGCAAACCCCCAAAUCAAGUACACCAAGUUAUUCAUCAACAAUGAAUGGGUGGACUCUGUAAGCGGCAAAAAAUUCCAGACAGUUAAUCCUUCCAACGAAAAAGUUAUAGCAGAAAUUUCAGAAGCCGAUAAGGCUGACGUGGAUAUUGCCGUAAAAGCAGCAAGGGCAGCAUUCGAAAGGGGAUCUACGUGGAGAAAUCUCGAUGCUUCUGCGCGCGGAAGACUCCUUUACAAACUUGCCGAUCUUGUUGAGGAGAAUGUGAACGAGAUUGCCAGUUUGGAAUCAUUGGAUAAUGGGAAGCCGUUCAUUAAUUCUUAUUAUCAGACGUUGGAUGCGGCGAAUUUCCUUCGCUACUAUGCUGGAUGCGCUGACAAAAUUCAUGGAAAAACUAUACCGUCUGACGGCAAAGAAUUCACUUUGACGAGAAAAGAGCCGGUGGGUGUUGUGGGAGUAAUCAUACCAUGGAAUUACCCCAUAAUCCUGCUGAGCUUCAAACUUGGAAUGGCUUUAGCAAGUGGCUGCACAGUUAUCGUCAAGCCGGCUGAGCAAACACCCUUGACCGCACUCUACGUGGCGAGCCUUGUCAAGGAAGUUGGAUUCCCAGCGGGUGUCGUUAACUUCCUGUCGGGCUUUGGUCCUACUGCCGGUGCUGCUAUUUCAAGCCAUUCUAACAUUGAUAAAGUCAGCUUCACUGGCUCCACAUCCGUGGGAAAAUGCAUUUUGGAAGCAUCAGCAAAGUCCAAUUUGAAAAAAGUAAGCCUGGAAUUGGGAGGAAAGAGUCCACUGGUUGUGUUUAACGACGCAAAUCUGGAACUGGCUUUGAAAUACGCUGCUGAUGCACUUUUUGUAAAUGCCGGUCAAACGUGUAUUGCACCAACACGACUUUUUGUUCAAUCCGGAAUUUAUGAUAAAUUUGUAAAACGAUACGUCGAACUAGCCUCCAAAGUCAAGGUUGGAGACGCUUUUGAGCCUGAUGUUUUCCAGGGACCACAAAUCGAUACCACGGGAUUCAAAAAAGUACUGAGUUUGAUUGAAACUGGCAAAAAGGAAGGUGCCAAAUGCGAAAUCGGCGGUAAACGUCAUGGCAAUAUAGGAUAUUUUGUAGAACCAACAGUAUUCACGAAUGUAACGGACGAUAUGACGAUUGCAAAAGAAGAGAUAUUUGGCCCGGUUCAAAGUAUUUUUAAAUUUGAAACUCUAGAUGAAGUGUUGAAGCGAGCUAACGAUACAACAUAUGGCUUAUCGGCUGGCGUUUUCACUGAAAAUCUAAACGUCGCAUUAGAAUUCUCAAAGGGAGUACAAGCUGGCACAAUUUGGGUCAAUCAAUGGGGCGUCAUUCAUCCUCAAACUCCUUUUGGUGGUUACAAAAUGUCUGGAUUAGGACGAGAAUUGGGAGUCGAUUCGUUAGAAGAAUAUUUGGAAACCAAAACGAUAAACAUCAGUGUGCCCAGCAAUCACUAAUAUUUUAAGAUUGUUAUUUUACAUUAUUAAUGUUAGUUUUCUUUUUCAAGUAAUCUUGUAAAUGUUCUAUUAAUAGAAGAUUUUGUUACCAAUUGAAGUAAAAUUGUGAUUCUCAUACUUGGCCUAGAAUGAGUAGUUGAUACAGAAAAACAAAAAGUUGAACGUGGAAUAGGCUCUUUCUCUCUCGAUAGGUAAUAGGAAAAUGCGAGCGGCUAGGUCUGGUCUGACUCGUUAAACUAUGAUCAUCCAUAUAAGUUAGUGAAAGUAUUCAAGAUAAUUUUGUAUGUUUUAAACCUUGUUUUAAAAAACUGUACAAUCGUGCACAAUAAUCUGUAUUUUGUCAUUUUAUCAAAAUUCAAUUUAUAUCGGAAAUU
Messenger RNA from Phymastichus coffea, 1948 nucleotides. RefSeq names its product aldehyde dehydrogenase 1A1-like. NCBI's taxonomy places the organism in Eukaryota, Metazoa, Arthropoda, Insecta, Hymenoptera, Eulophidae. Bases 90 to 1574 code for a protein of 494 amino acids. The record is from RefSeq and is a predicted model, not a curated record. The transcript has 11 exons. Gene Ontology annotation, molecular function: aldehyde dehydrogenase (NAD+) activity.